Messenger RNA from Pleurotus ostreatus (oyster mushroom), 2829 nucleotides. RefSeq lists its product as uncharacterized. Bases 1 to 2829 code for a protein of 942 amino acids. The transcript has 12 exons. The record is from RefSeq and is a predicted model, not a curated record. Gene Ontology annotation, molecular function: 3'-tRNA processing endoribonuclease activity. NCBI's taxonomy places the organism in Eukaryota, Fungi, Basidiomycota, Agaricomycetes, Agaricales, Pleurotaceae. Gene Ontology annotation, cellular component: mitochondrion. Gene Ontology annotation, biological process: mitochondrial tRNA 3'-end processing.
AUGACCUUGGGUCCGUCUCGACUAUCAUACUCUGGAAGAGAGGCUCUGGCGUUCAUCACUUUCUUGCGCAAAUGCGCGCAGUCCCCUUUGCGUAACAGAUCAUUUACGACUAAAGCUAUGGACUGGUCCGCGACGGUCUUAUCUGCUUCUUCAUCCGACACGGAGCCAACAGUCGUGGUCACGUUUGAUUCUGCAAAAUACAUCUUCAAUGCGGGUGAAAACACCAAUCGCGCUUUCUUGCAGAGCCGACGCAAUUGGAAACGCUCGAGAGGGAUAUUCUUCACUUCUAUUGGUACGGAAAGAGCGAGUGGUCUAGCAGGGCUUCUCAUGACACUCGCCGACGCGACUAUUCCGAAGCUAGAUAUCGUCGGGCCUCCUGGAACAACACACUUUCUGGCUGCCAUGCGAUCAUAUACGUUCAGAGACGCGAUGCCAGUCAAUCCCAUUGAGGCAUCUUUAUCGCUUUCCCAAGAACACUUAUACAAAGAUGAAAAUAUUACAGUAUACAGCAUACCCAUCAUACCCACACUCUCAGCCCUAGACGGCGCGUUAACUAUGUCAAAAAGGAAGCGCGAUGCAUCUCCUAGCUCGCCUGUUAAACGCGCCCGAGUCGAGGAGGGAACACCCCCAAAAAGCUACGAGACGUUAUCCGAAGCCCUUAAUGACCCAAAACUGUGCCCCGUCCGGCUAGAAGGUCCUGUCGCGCACGAGUAUCGAAAGCUCAUGGUCAAAACUAUGUUUCCUGCCUCCCAAAAGUCCUCCAUAUCUAGCCCAUCACAAAAGUCUGGUAAGAGGAAGGGGAAAGCGACAGACAUCGCUGUCGAUACGUUACCAGAGGUAGAUAUAUACAGGCGGCCCCGUAUACCCAAUGGUUUUCAUCAGCAAUUGCCUCGAUUCGCGUACGACGUCCCGGUGAACGGGCCUCCUACGCUUGCGUACAUUAUUGCUGGUCCGCGCAUACGAGGCAAGUUUGACGUCAAGCGUGCGGAAGCUCUUGGUGUUCCCUUUGGCCGACUACGAGGUCAACUGACGAAAGGACAAGCGGUAACUUUUGAGGUGAAUGUCGGGGACAACGUGGAGAAGAGGACUGUCCGUCCAGAAGAAUGUGUUGGGGAGAGCGAAAGUCCCGGAGUGCUGAUUAUCCUCGAUGUGCCGACUCCAGCCUACAUCCCUUCACUGAUAUCAUCCUUCACCACCUCAUCCACCUUCGCCAGAUUCCGCUCUCAUCAACCUGAAGACGCCAAAGAAUAUAACGUACGAACUGUAUUCCAUCUUUGCGGCAAGGGAGUUUUGGAAGAUGCUCGGUACAUCGAAUUCAUGAAUGGCUUUUCUCCAAGUGUUCACCACGUCGUAUCGUCCAAAGACUUCACCGCAGACCCAGUCACGUUUACCAGCGUUGCCUUCAACCAACUUAGGUUGAAUCAACUUGAUCAGGAGAUGUUCCCCCUCCCUCACUUUUCUCUCGAAGCUAGAAGAACACUCUCUACGUUGCCGAAUCUUCCCAAGCAAACCAUCCCCUUGAAGGCGAGCCUCUUCAUCAAAAUGCGUCCCUUCUCGCCGCCCACCGUAGAUGCUAUAUAUUCUUCUCAAGACUUGCCCACACACGAUCUGUUCCAUCCCGCUGUGACAGCUCAGACAUCCACGAACGUCCCUCUUCCCCUUCCCCCAUCGACGCUCGAGAAAUUCGAAGUCGCCCGCUCCCUGGUAGGUGAUAGCAUCGGCCACGUUACACCAGGCUCGGGCACCGAGAAAGCCAAUGAUGUAAUUGUCACUCCUUUAGGCACCGGCAGCGCGCUUCCAACGAAAUACAGGAAUGUUUCCUCUACGCUCAUUCGGAUCCCGAAGUGGGGGAGUAUAUUGCUUGACGCUGGAGAGGGUUCCUGGGGGCAGCUCAUACGACUAUUCGGCGCACCGAACCCAGAACGUGCUGGGCAGGAUGUGGAGAAUGUUGAGACUUUCCUGAGGGACCUUAGAUGUCUCUUUGUCAGUCACAUACACGGAGACCACCACAUGGGUGUCGCCAAAAUACUCGCAAAACGGAGACAGCUGGAUCCGCCGCCGACCCAGCCUCUAUAUCUGGUGGCCCUUCGUGCGGCACACGUCUACCUACGCGAGUACUCUGAUAUAGAGGAUCUCGGGUUGUUUGAUAGCUCUCCAAGCGGCGUUGUCACCAUCAUGUCGGAAUCUCUUCAUUGGAAACGCCCUGAAAGAUACCAGACUACCGGAAUGUGGCAGCUUGGGGGGAACGAACCGUGGACAGAUAUCCAACGGUCACAAGAUGCCGCACAAGAGAUGUGUAGCAGCCUAGGCUUGAAGAGCUUUCGGACGGUGGAUGUCUACCAUCGAACUCGCUGCUAUGGUGCUGUGAUUGACCAUGCGGAUGGAUGGAGCAUUGUGUUUUCCGGCGACACUCAACCCACGCAAAACCUCGUAUGGGCGGGGCGAGGGGCUACGCUUCUUAUCCAUGAAGCCACUAUGGCGGAUGAUCAAGAAGAAAUGGCUAAGAAAAAAGCCCACAGUACUUUCGGACAGGCAGUGGACAUCGGAAGACGGAUGAAUGCGGAGAACAUUCUGUUGACCCAUUUCUCUGCGCGGUAUCCUAAGCUACCUCCUGAUGCUCUUGCCCCAGUCAGCAGUACCAAAACUCCGACUGGGGGACUAAAAGAACCUAUAAUAGCUUUGGCCUUUGACCACGCUAACAUCAAAAUCGGGGAUAUGUGGAAGUUGAAUCAUUACAUGGAUGCCAUUCAGCAAUGCCUAAGAGAUUCUUCGGACGACGGAGAUGAGGAAGAAAUCACGUUAGAGUCCACAGAGGUCGACAUCUCGUAA